AUGAAAUUACGAGAAACUGUCUUUGUCUCUCUCUGGUUGGUUUCCUUCAUCAUGAUGAUGAGAUACGUGAAUGGACAAACUGCUCAAGAUCAUUUAGUGACUCAACUUCCUGGUUUGAGUGGAAACAUCGGAGUGAAAUCCUACACGGGAUAUUUGUUGGCAAAUGCCACUCGAGGUCGAUACUUGUUUUAUUGGUUUUUUGAAUCGAUGAGAAAUCCAUCUCAGGAUCCACUUGUCAUGUGGACCAAUGGUGGACCUGGAUGCAGUAGUUUGGGCGGUGAAGCCAGUGAACAUGGUUUAUUCCUUGUCAAUGCAGAUGGUGCAACCAUUACAAGAAAUCCCUAUUCUUGGAAUCGUGUUUCUAAUAUUCUCUAUAUUGAACAACCAGUGGGUGUUGGAUUUUCAUAUUCCAAUUCGACCGAUGAUUAUCAAAAUCUCAAUGAUGUACAAGCUGCUUCUGAUAUGAAUAAUGCAUUGAGAGAUUUCUUGACUCGAUUUCCUCAAUUUAUUGGAAGAGAAACCUAUUUGGCAGGUGAAUCGUAUGGUGGAGUUUAUGUUCCAACAACGGCUUACAAUAUUGUUGAAGGAAAUGGAAAGGGACAACAACCCUAUGUGAAUUUAGUGGGUAUUUUAGUUGGUAAUGGUGUGACUGAUGCUGAAGCGGAUAGUAAUAGUAUUCCACCAAUGAUGAAAUAUCACAGUUUGAUUUCUAUCAAGUAUUAUGAAGAGGGAUAUAAGGCAUGUCAAGGUGAUUUUUAUGCGAAUCAGAAUUUGCCAGCUUGUCAAAAAUUUUUGACAGAUAGUAGUAAUGCCAUGGGAAAUAUUAAUCCCUAUUAUAUUUAUGAUUCAUGUCCAUGGUUAGGAAUCAACUUGCAACAAAAACUCAAAACAACACAAGAAAUGACAUUCCAAGUGUUGGAUCCAAAGACUCAACAACCUGUCAAAAUUCAUCCACUCUUCCAAAUGUAUAAACAUGGUGGAUGGAGUAAGAGAGUUGCCAAUGAAAGAAACUUUGCACCUCGUUUCGAAACUGAUGCUCCUUGCGUUCCAAAUCAAUCCAUUGCAAAGUAUUUCCGUAGAUUGGACGUCCAACAAGCAUUAGGAGUGAGAAGAAAGACUGCCGAUCCAAAUGGAUGGAAUAUUUGUACAGGAAUUAUUAACUACACUCAGGUGUAUUCCACUAUUUUACCUUUCUAUGCCAAGUUAUUGCCUCAUAUUCGUAUUCUUGUCUACUCGGGAGAUACUGACAUGGUUGUUAAUGGUCUUGGAACACAAGCUGCCAUUGACAAGUUGCAAUUACAAGAAACUUCAUCUUGGAGAACUUGGGAAUUUGAUUCAGCCUUAGGAACUGUUGUUGGAGGAUAUAUUCGUAAAUUUGAAAAGAGUGGAAAGGGGUUGACCUUUAUAACUGUUCGUGGAGCAGGUCACAUGGUGCCUCUUGUUAAGCCUGAUAGUGCCUUUUACAUGUUUAAGAAUUUCAUUGAUGGAACAUGUUGUUAA
Messenger RNA from Naegleria fowleri, 1500 nucleotides. RefSeq lists its product as uncharacterized. The coding region runs from base 1 to 1500 and encodes 499 amino acids. The transcript is spliced from 5 exons. NCBI's taxonomy places the organism in Eukaryota, Heterolobosea, Eutetramitea, Acrasida, Naegleriidae. Gene Ontology annotation, biological process: proteolysis. Gene Ontology annotation, molecular function: serine-type carboxypeptidase activity. The record is from RefSeq and is a predicted model, not a curated record.